AUGUUGGCACGUGACAGACUGGCGAGAAGGGUGACACUCAGCACGGAUAUAUGGAUCAGUGAGAACAACAUCGAGUUUAUGGUGGUGACAGCUCACCGGGUCACCACGGACUUCAAGCUGCAGCGGAUGAUUCUUGAUGUCAGGCCGCUAGAAGGCUCCCACACAGGGGACAAGAUAGCACACGAGUUGGAGCAUGUCAUUGAGGAGUGGGCACUGGGUGAUGCAUUCUUCGACUUUACCACAGACAACACUGAGAACAUCAACCGGGCAGUUCGUCUACUAGCCGGCGUCCCUGAAAACACACCGGGGUCACGUCCGCGUGACCCCCCCCCUCUGCUUUCCCAGUCUUGGCACAUCAAGCUGUCUGAUGCUCUCAAGGCACCUCUUAUCGAGCUGCGUGAUUUCCUCAUGCCUUUUGACGCUAUCACCAAGUUCUUGGAGGGGUCCUUGUACCCCACCAUGGCAGCUGUGGUACCCCAGUACAACAUGCUGCUAGAUAUUCUGGAUACGACGCGAGGGGGCCAUGCCAGGGGGGCCCAUGCACUUGACCUGGGUGAGGAGAGGGUGAAGGUGCUGGUGCGCGAGUGCCUUCUACAGUACCAGACCGCGGCCCGUGCUGCUGCAAAGGCAUGCCUUGGGGGUGAGGUCACUAGCGCUAGGGGAGUGGCGGGGCAAGGCGCGGCAUUCAUCAGGGCUGCAGGGCCUAGGGGGGCUAGGGCAUGUGGCGUGCUUGAAUUUCAGGCUAUGCUGUUUGCUGAGCUGGCAGAGAUGGAGGCAGAGGAGGGGGUGCGGGCAUAG
Messenger RNA from Closterium sp. NIES-65, 798 nucleotides. The record is from the annotation of a GenBank genome assembly. NCBI's taxonomy places the organism in Eukaryota, Viridiplantae, Streptophyta, Zygnematophyceae, Desmidiales, Closteriaceae.